AUGGAAGAAUUUCGGCAGAGGAACGGGAGGAAGAAGCUCAGUGACAAGCUCUUAGCACUUAGAGAAGCUGUCCCCAAAAUCAGCAAGUUGGACAAGGCUUCCAUAAUCAAAGAUGCUAUUGAGUACAUCCAAGACUUGCAAGAACAAGAGAGGAUUCUCCAAGCGGAGAUAAGGGAGCAUGAAUCCAAAAGAUUGAUGAAACAUCCUGAUUCUGGCAUUGAGCAAGAGCUACCAGACUUGUUAAGAUCCAAGAGAACAAGAUAUGACCAAAUUUAUCAUCACAGUUUGGGCAGAAGUACUUGUCCUGUUCAAGUUCAUGAACUUGCUAUUACCUCUAUGGGAGAGAAGACAUUGUUAGUUAGCUUCGAAUGUAAUAAAACGACAGACGCAAUGAGUAGGAUCUAUGAGGUUUUCGAAUCUUUGAAGCUAAAAAUUAUCACAGCAAAUGCCACAGCUCUCUCAGGGAUGAUAAAGACGACAGUCGUGAUAGAGGUCGAUGAAGAAGAGAAAGAGCAUCUGAAGAUAAAAAUUGAAAGAGCUGUUUCAGCUCUCAGAUCCCCACAUGCAGUCCAAUGAUGGGAAAUUGAAGCACAAUUUCUCUAUUUCCAUCAUGGCUUUAGGAGAUCAAAUCCAAAUAAAUUGUAACCAUAUUAAGAAAUUUUCCAUAUUCCUCUUCUGGGACACCAUAUAUCAUAGAUGUAAAAGCAACCUGUAGUGCAAUUAAUGUUUAAUUUUUCCCUGUAUGCCACAGUAAAAUGAACGAGAGCGUGUCU
Molecule: messenger RNA, 773 nt
Organism: Populus euphratica (Euphrates poplar)
Lineage: Eukaryota; Viridiplantae; Streptophyta; Magnoliopsida; Malpighiales; Salicaceae
Product: transcription factor bHLH35-like
Exons: 5
Coding region: 1-576 (191 amino acids)
Biological process (GO): regulation of DNA-templated transcription
Cellular component (GO): nucleus
Molecular function (GO): protein dimerization activity; sequence-specific DNA binding; DNA-binding transcription factor activity
Source: RefSeq, a predicted model, not a curated record